Molecule: messenger RNA, 1571 nt
Organism: Epinephelus fuscoguttatus (brown-marbled grouper)
Lineage: Eukaryota; Metazoa; Chordata; Actinopteri; Perciformes; Serranidae
Product: L-selectin-like
Exons: 2
Coding region: 753-1418 (221 amino acids)
Source: RefSeq, a predicted model, not a curated record
CUGAUUUGUCAUAGUUGAGUUUGAGGAGAUUUGUUUGCAUCCAGUGUCUGAUAUCAGAGAGACAGUUUGAGAGGGUGGAGUAGGUCUGAGAGGUGAUGGAUUUGGUGGGGAUGUAGAGCUGGAUGUCGUCAGCGUAACAGUGGAAACGGAGGCCAUGACGACGGAUGAUCUGACCGAGGGGGAGGAGGUAGAGGAUGAAGAGGAGAGGACCAAGCACCAAACCCUGGGGUACACCUUGGGACAGGGGGGCAGUCGAAGAGGAGCAGUUGUUGAUGAAGAUGAAUUGCUUCCUUUCAGUAAGGUAUGAUUGGAGCCAGGUGAGGGCAUCAACCAGUUGAAACUUCUCGUGGUUAGAAUUCCUUCAGUGUUUGUUGUUCAGGAGGUUUUUAGCGGGAGGUCUCUUCCUCUCCAAAACAAACACGCCAGGUGAUUAGAAUCACUAAAAACACUGCAAAAAGCAGUUUCACGCUACAAAUCAGUUCCUCUCCGAUGCUGCUCUGCAUCUUGGGGCUCACCCAGAACAUGCUGUUGUGUGCUCAUCUUUUUCUGAUCCUGGCGUCAAGAGUUUUUGUACAGUGAACUGAAUUAUCCACUGAGGUCUCUUUCUUCUUUGAGCAGCUAGUGGAAUACUUUUCCAGAAGGUUCAGAAGGUUGUCACUGCCAGCUCCAUCAGCUGAUUCACAUUUAAAGUAUAUUCUAUAUUUCAACUCAAACUAAAAGCUGAAUAAAACUGUGCAUGUGACUGCAGGUGUAUGCAAAACAUGAUGAGGAACAUCUGCGCUCUCGUCGUCCUGCUGCUGCUUCCUGCUGUGUGUGAGGGACAGCUGAGAGCUCAGGACUUCAUACAUCAGGAAUACUCAAUGUCCUGGAAAGAGGCUCAGGCCCACUGCAGGGCGCAUUACACUGACCUGGUCACCAUCGCUGGGAAAAUUGAGAAUCAGAACUUCGUCAACAGCCGGGGAUGGAUCGGUUUGUACCGAGACAAUUCAACCUCUCUGUGGAAAUGGUCCGGAAGAGACGAGAUAGCCAACUUCACCAUCUGGGACAGUAAUGAACCCAAAGCUGAUGAGAACUGUGCUUUUAAGUACUCACGUACAGAGAAAUGGGAGAGCGAUAAAUGUAGCAGCAAGCACACUUUCUUGUGUUUCAACGAGAAGCUGGUCCUGGUGAAGGAGAGGAAGACGUGGGAGCAGGCUUUACAGCACUGCAGGGCUCUGGAGGCGGUCAACUCCAACCAGCCAGCCACUGAUUACCAGAACCACCGCUAUGACCUGGCCACCCUGCACAGUCCAGAUGACCACAAGUACGCAUGGGAGAAGGCAAAGUAUGCCCCCACUAAAGAGGUAGGGCAGUUAUUCACAGUGAGUGUGUGUGUGUGUGUGUGUGUGUGUGUUACAACUCCUCCUCUGUGGUGGUAACAUGUCUCUGUUACAUGUCUGUAGGUGUGGACAGGCCUGCGUUACCUGGCUGGUCAGUGGGUGUGGGUGGGCGGAGAACGAGUGCAGUACCUGGAUAUGAAAAGUUGCCCCACCGUCAGGUUUUGUGGCACCUUCCCAAAGAACAUCACCAAG